AUGGGUUUCCGAUCGUGGGAUCUGCAUGAAUUUCCUCUGUUGCAGAGCACGACUAAGCAUUCGUGGACCGUCAAGGCAAUAACGCAAAUCGAGAAGCCGCGAUACGUCAUCUUUGCGUUGCAGACUGGUCGGAAGAAUAACAUAACGAGAUCGAUAACUCGAUUCGACGAUUGCAAAUUAACUAACGUGAAACUUUAUCUAAACUCGGAAUUUUAUCCAUAUGACGAAUUGAACCUCGAUUUCGGCAAGAAGAGGUACGCCAUCCUGUAUGAUAUGUACGCGCGGUUUUACAAAUCGUAUUAUGGAGGCAAUCAUGAUGAGGUGCUUCUUCCCAUCGACAAAUUUGGAUCUUGCGGCCCCUUCGUCGUCAUCGAUUGUUCGCGACAGAGCGAGUCUGUCAAGAGUGCCACCGUGGACGUACGAUUGGAAUUUGAGUGCAAGGAGAAUGUACCCGCGAAUACUACCGCCUACUGUCUCAUCAUACACGAUCGCCUGGUUGAAUAUAGUCCAUUGACCAACGUUGUACGCAAAAUCAUCUAA
This is a messenger RNA of Ooceraea biroi (clonal raider ant), 540 nucleotides long. RefSeq lists its product as uncharacterized. The record is from RefSeq and is a predicted model, not a curated record. NCBI's taxonomy places the organism in Eukaryota, Metazoa, Arthropoda, Insecta, Hymenoptera, Formicidae.